UGCUUGCUGCCGCCCCUCGGCCCCUUAUGAGGUGGUGCUGGUGUACUGCCCCCCCUGGCUGUCACUUGCCUCUCCGGACAUUCCACUUUUCCUGGUCACUCUGCCAGCCCUGGGUGUCUCUUGAGCCGGAAGCCGGACACUCGCAGCGGUACAAGUACCAGUCCUCAUCCGCUUCGCUCACUCCAUCAUCCACUUGUUCCUCUCACGACAGCCUCUGUCAUACCAGCGUCCUCUUGCCACCCGCCACAAUGUCUUCAUCCUCGCUCCCUUCCAGCCAGAAGCAGGUGCACCUCCUCAAGAGGCCUGGCCGUGCUCCCCUCUCCACCGAGAUCCUCAAUGUGGUCACCGCCCCCCUUCCUGACGUGUCCAAUCUAGCUUCUGGCCAUGUCUUCCUCAAGACCCACUUCCUCUCCCUCGAUCCCUCCAUGAGGCCUUCCAUGGACCCCAGCAAGAAGUCAUACCGCCCUCCUGCCCCGCUCAAUGAAACCUUUUGGGCCGGCGGUGUUGGCACGGUGAUCAAGUCCAAUCACCCCGAAUACAAGGAGGGCGAGCUGGUUCUCUCCUCUGCCUUCGGAGCUCAGGAGUACGCCGACAUGGACGUGGCAGCUACUCAGCGCAAUGGCUUCUUCUACAAGAUUGACCCUGCAAAAGGGAUUGAGCCCCGCGAGUAUCUCGGUGGACUGUGGGGAACCGGUCUCGCAGCCUACCUGGGUAUGAAGGAGAUUGCAAAGGUCAAGAAGGGAGACCGAGUCCUCGUAUCCGGAGCUGCUGGUGCCACUGGUGGUCUGGCAAUUCAGAUUGCAAGGCAACUCGGCGCCUCAUACAUCGUCGGAGUGGCUGGUGGUCCGGGCAAGGCAAAGUACGUCGUCGAGGAGUUGGGCGCAGAUGAGUGCAUCGACUACCGCGAGGCAAACUUCGAGAAGCAAAUUGCCUCCCUCUCGGACCGCCCUGAAGGUGGUAUGGACGUCUACUUUGACAACGUUGGAGGUCAGACGCUCGAUGCUGCUCUGCUGGCCAUGAACCCUAACGGCCGAAUCGCCUGCUGUGGUGCCAUCAGUGGCUAUGGUGGAAGCUACGAAGGACUCAAGAACUCCUUUGUCAUCGUGGCCAGGCGUUUGACCCUACAAGGUUACAUUGCCAUUGGCACCUUCUGGCCUCAAGACGUGUACCAGGCUGCCAUCGCUCAGCUCGCAACAUGGCUCGCAGAGAAGAAGAUUGCCACCAGGUUCCACUUCUACGAAAAAGUCGGCGUGGAAAACUUCCUUGAUGCACUCAAGGCCCUCUUCGAGGGAAAGAAUUGGGGAAAGAUGUUGCUGCAAGUCGAUCCAGAGUGGAAGGGAGAGGGAUCGAAGUCAGCUGCAAAGUGAGUCGUCUUGCAUAGAGCUGCGAAUUCCCCUGCAUAUAGAGAAGCCAUGAAGAGGAUAGGGUGAGUCUGUCGUUGGGCCAUGCCAACGUACGGGCAAGAGUGGGCCGGGAGCACGUAUCGGAGCGAGGCCUUGCGUGGCUGUUCCUCUGUGAGCAGCCUACUGACAGGCGCCCUCUACUUUUUCCGUUGUCAUCAGAUUGUAAAAGCAUACAGAACCACGCAUCAAACGACCCAUAUCUUGUCACAUUGUUCGCGCUGAUUGUCAAUGGAAUGGGAUCGAAUUGUCCAC
Messenger RNA from Microstroma glucosiphilum, 1655 nucleotides. RefSeq names its product NAD(P)-binding protein. NCBI's taxonomy places the organism in Eukaryota, Fungi, Basidiomycota, Exobasidiomycetes, Microstromatales, Microstromataceae. The transcript has a single exon. Bases 249 to 1367 code for a protein of 372 amino acids. Gene Ontology annotation, molecular function: oxidoreductase activity, acting on the CH-CH group of donors, NAD or NADP as acceptor. The record is from RefSeq and is a predicted model, not a curated record.